AUGUUACGCCAAAGUCUAAGUCACGGUCGAGGUCUAAGUCACGGUCUAGGUAUAAGUCACGGUCGAGGUCUAAGACACGGUGUAGGACUAAGUCACGGUCUAGGUCACGGUCGAGGUCUAAGUCACGGUCGAGGUCUAAGACACGGUGUAGGACUAAGUCACGGUCUAGGUCUACGUUGCGAUCUAGGUCUAAGUCACGGUCUAAAUCUAACUCACAGUCUAAGUCACGUUCUAGAUCUAAGUCACGUUCAAGGUCAAUUUCAAGUAUCGUUGGUGGUGUGUCUUUCGACCUCUCAAGAUUUUCGUCAAAAUCAAGGUCUAAGUCACGUUCUAGGUCUAAGUCAAAGACAAGGUCAAAGUCAAAGUCACGUUCUAGGUCUAAGUCAAAGACAAGGUCAAAGUCAAAGUCAAGAUCUGAGUCAAAGUCAACGUCUAAGUCACGUUCUAGAUCUAAGUCAAAGUCAAGGUCAAAGUCACGUUCUAUAUCGAAGUCAAAGUCAAGGUCUAAGUCACGGUCUAGCUCAAAGUCACGGUCUAGGUCAAAGUCGAGGUCUAGGUCAAAGUCACGGUCUAGGUCUAAUUCACGGUCAAGGUCAAAAUCACGGUCUAGGACAAAAUCACGGUCUAGCUCUAAGUCACGGUCCAGGUGUAAUUCACGCUCUAGGUCUAAGUCACGAUCUAGAUCUAAGUCACGUUCAAGGUCAAUUUCAAGUAUCGUUGGUGGUGUGUCUUUCGACCUCUCAAGAUUUUCGUCAAAAUCAAGGUCUAAGUCACGUUCUAGGUCUAAGUCAAAGACAAGGUCAAAGUCAAAGUCACGUUCUAGGUCUAAGUCAAAGACAAGGUCAAAGUCAAAGUCAAGAUCUGAGUCAAAGUCAACGUCUAAGUCACGUUCUAGAUCUAAGUCAAAGUCAAGGUCAAAGUCACGUUCUAUAUCGAAGUCAAAGUCAAGGUCUAAGUCACGGUCUAGCUCAAAGUCGAGGUCUAGGUCAAAGUCACGGUCUAGGUCUAAUUCACGGUCAAGGUCAAAAUCACGGUCUAGCUCUAAGUCACGGUCUAGGACAAAAUCACGGUCUAGCUCUAAGUCACGGUCCAGGUGUAAUUCACGCUCUAGGUCUAAGUCACGAUCUACGUCUAAGUCACGGUCUACGCCUAAGUCACGGUCUACGUCUAAGUCACGGUCUAGGGUCACGAAAUAAUCCGCCAUCCCGUUCUCCUUCUCUCUCUCCCCACCGUUCUAAUGCUGGCGAUGCCCUUGAGGAUGGAAAUCGAUCUGGAUCACAAUCGCCUGUAAGACAGCAGCAUGCACAAGUACAAGUGGAGGAUGAAAAUGAUGAUGAUUUGGAUGACGAUGAAGUGGGCGAAGAAGAUGCAAACUUUCCUGUGUUACAAAGAUAUAAGCCGAAACUAUACAAACGAUACAAGAAAUAUAAUCUACUUACACCUGCAGCGACACCUGAACGAUUUGAUCGCUAUGCCAUAGUUGAAAAUAAUAAAGUGUACUUAGGACUAGGGUGCACCGCUGGAAAAUAUAGUUGGAAAUUAAGCAAAAAAAAAGGCUUGUUGGUCUUUACCAGGGAGAUGGCUAAAUAUUUGUGGAAAAAUAAAGUUGAAAAUAUUUGCUUGGACAUAACAAAAGUAAAAAAUUCCAUUCCUGGUCGAAGUCCUGUAAAAUUGUGCUCACCAAGAAAAUUGGAAUUAUAUUUAAGCUUAGUUAAAGACUACAUCAAUACAGAUGAUCGUUACAAAAUUUGGAGGACGAAGUAAAGAGAGUAAUGAUAAGAGACAGUACACGAAGAUUAAGUAUUAACAUAAGAGACAACAGGAGAAAAAGAAUUCUUUUGAAUGAACAACGUUAGAUGAAAAUAAUACAUUACACAAUUAUACGUUAUGAAAUAAAAGUUGUUUAAUAUUUCUGCAUA
Molecule: messenger RNA, 1919 nt
Organism: Nasonia vitripennis (jewel wasp)
Lineage: Eukaryota; Metazoa; Arthropoda; Insecta; Hymenoptera; Pteromalidae
Product: repetin-like
Exons: 8
Coding region: 1-1764 (587 amino acids)
Source: RefSeq, a predicted model, not a curated record